Messenger RNA from Heterobilharzia americana, 434 nucleotides. Lineage: Eukaryota; Metazoa; Platyhelminthes; Trematoda; Strigeidida; Schistosomatidae. The record is from the annotation of a GenBank genome assembly.
AUGACUAGAUGUGAAAUUAAUUCAGAUGAGGCUUAUUUAGCCUAUUUAACACAAGGACAAAUUGAUGAACUAUAUCAGUCGCAUGAAGAUCAUCGGUGUGUUCCACCACCACCUCCACAAUUCUAUACAACUAGAACUGGCUUAGAAUGUCGUCGUUAUUUUUGUCAAGUCUGUGGUCCACUUGCUAAAACAAAUUUAAAAACUGGUCCUUCGUGCGUUAAAAAUAUUGGAACACUUCAGCGUCGAUUAGAUUGGAUUACAGGAACAACACUUCCUGAUGCUUUAACACGAUCACGUGAAGUAAUGCUGCAUUUUAAAUAUAAUAAUCAGUAAACAAUUUUGUAGUAAAAUUGAAUAAUGAAUAUCUGAACACUUAAAAUAAUAGUUAGCAGUGAUAAAAUUAUUAUGCAUUUGUGUAGAUAUAAUUGAUGAGG